Molecule: messenger RNA, 5739 nt
Organism: Polistes canadensis
Lineage: Eukaryota; Metazoa; Arthropoda; Insecta; Hymenoptera; Vespidae
Gene: east
Product: kinesin-related protein 4
Exons: 7
Coding region: 1-5739 (1912 amino acids)
Source: RefSeq, a predicted model, not a curated record
AUGUUGAGUGAUUCAGAAGUAGAUAAUCAGCAAGGUAUUGUAGAAAAAGUAGAAGGUAAAAUAACAAGGAGUAGGAAAAUGUUGGUGGAUGAAAAUAUUAGUCCUGAGAGCGAAGUAAAGAAGGAAUCUGAUUGCGAUGAUAUAAGAACAAUGUCUGAAGGAGAAUGCGGUGACAUAGAACAAGGAAAUCAUACUCAAACUACGAUUCAAUUAAGGAAACGCUCAAAUGCUUUGUUAACCCAAAGGAGUUUACGAAAUGGAAAAUUGCGCCAACGUUCAGAAACGUCGUUUGCAAAUGAUGUAGAGAUUAAAAAACGACGUAGAUUAAAUUCCGAUGAUACUGCUGCAUCUGAAACUUUGACAGAACAGAUUUCUGAUGGGAAUGUAGAUAUAGAAUCCUGUUUUUCUGAAUCUAGCGGUAAUUACUCUCAAAUAAUGAUGAAAGAGGAACUUAUGAUUAAAGAUGAAGUCUCCAAGAAUUAUACAGAAAGUGAAACUGGAAUAGAAAUAGAAAACAAUAAUAAUAGCGAGAGAGUAGAUAGAUUAAGUGAAAUAGGACCAAUAUUACGUUCAAAAACAAAAGCCAGAAGUACGGAUAACGAUACAAAAGUAGAUGAUAUCAAGAUUGAGGAGACACGUGUAGCACCUAAAAAUGUAGAAGUACUCGAAGAAAUAAAGAAAACUAAUAAUAUAGAUCUUGUUAGAAAAGACACAAUUUUGUCCAAGCUAACUGAUAGGUCUAAAGGACGAAGAAAUAGUGUAAAUAUAGAUAUGAGGAAAACUGUUAAUUCCUUUUAUGGAACAGAGAAAUCUGAUGGCAAUCCAAAGUCACAAAUAGAUCAAAUGAUAGAGAGUAUUAAAUUAACAAUUGCAAAAUCAAUUGAAAAUAAAAUGUUUGGUCCAGAAAAGAAUCUUGGAUUGGGUAAAAAUUUUGAAAUUCCAAAGAUGGAAGAAAUCAUUGCACCAUUAAGUACUGAAUCUCAGAAAUUGGGAUUAGAAGAGAGUAACGAUGAAGAUAAACCUAAUGCAUCUAAAAAUGAGAGUAAAUCAGAAAGUUCUGAAAACUCAGUACCAAAAGUGGCUGAUACUGCCAAAGAAAUUGAGAAACUAGUCAUGGGUGACAUUGAAUUGGUUGAAACUCAAUCACAAAACACUCAAGAUAGGGAAGAGACUCCUAAUAUUGAAGCAAUCAAUAAAACUCAUAAUUCUCAUGAACCUUCACAAGCUACAGUUAGUAAAGAAGUAAAUAUAUGUAAAGAUGUUAAAGAAAGUGGUGGCGAAGUUGAUCAGGAUUCAAAUAUUACAUCUAAGGUAGUAGAACAAAUAGAAGAUACGGAAAGCCAAUCGAUAAAUAGUAGCAAGAAAGUAUCUCCUCCUUUGUCGAGAAAAUCCGAGAAGUCAAAUGAUAAAAAUUCUCAAGAUAACAUUGAAGAGUCUGAAAUUGGAAAGAAAUUGGCAACUGUAUCUGAUGAACCAAUUGAAAAGCAUGAUUCUCUUAAAGAAAAAAUCAAUGAAUUUAUUGCUGAGUCUACUACAAAUUUAUUAUCUUCUGCAGAAAUAAAUGAAUCAGUUAAAGCACAGAAUGAAACUAUAGAAACAAACACGGAAGUUGAUAAAAUAAAUUGUUCUCAAGUAGAAAGCUUAAGUAUUGGUCAUUGUUCAGAGGAGUCAGAAACCUUGGAAAGUAUUUAUUCUGAUGUUGAAAGAUUAGUAAAAGGAGAUGAAUUUUCAGCUUUAUCUGAAAUAGUAGAAAAUAAAGAAAUAAAUGGUGAAAGUGUCAAAUUAAAUGACACGUCUAAUGAUAUUGUUAAAGAUGUAGAAAGUUCUCUUGUUACAAAAGAUGAACAUUCUAAAUCAAAAUUCACUAUCGAUAAAAUAAAAGAAGCGUUGAUUUGUCAAGCAAGAGAUCAUUCAUUAAAAGAGAUUAAUAAACAUGACAAAGUUAUUAAUGUCAAAGAAAAUGUUGAUACGCUUACUGCUUCCUUUGAAUUAUUGGAAAAUCAGAUCGAUGAAAAAAAUCAUUCUCACGAGUUGCCAAUCAUAAAUAGUGACUUAAAUUCAAUAUCUGUCUCUAACAAAUCUCCAAUAUGUACUUCAAAGAAAGAAAUAAACGAUACGAAUGAUUCUGUCAAGGAUGUUAUUAGUCAGGAUAAAGAAGAUAAUAAACAUCAAAAUAUUGAUACAUUAAUAUCCCCGAAUAAGUUAAAAUCAAAUGAAGACACGGUUGAUAAGAAAAUAGAUGAUACCUUGAACACAGCUGUUGAAGAAAAGAGCAAUAAAUUAUGUUCUGAGAAGAAUAAUGAUGAACUUAAAGCUACAAAUGAAGAAAAUAAGAGAGUGUUAAGGGUACGUGAUAAACAAAAGAAAGUUGAAAAAAGACCAACUUCCUGUAACAAAGAACAUGAAAAUGCAUCAAAAUCUAGUACAGGAAGUGAUUGUCAAUCGACAGAAGAAUGUAAUGCACAAAAUGAUAAUAAACAAAAUUUAGAACUGAAAGCAAGUACUGAAACUACUUGUAAAACUCCUGAAACAGACAUAUCUCAAAAUAGCACCAUAGAAUUUGAAACUAGUGAUGUUUUGGAGCCUCAUACUCGUACCAGGCGUGGUAGAGAAGUGAAGAAACGUAAAGAAGAACAACAGUCAUUAAAUAAUACGUUGAAAAAUAAACGAGCCAAACGAGAUAUUAGAAAGUCUGAUCAGCAAAAAGAAGAAACAUUGCUUGACAAUGAAGUAGCCAAGAUUAAUGAAAAUAAUAGAUUCCUUAGUGAUUAUGACAAUCUUGCUAAAUGUUCUGAUAGCUUUAGAGGUUUCUCUGAAGGUGGUGGUCGUAAUAGCUUGGACAAAAUCCAAGGUAAAAAUGAUAAGUUACGUAGUAAAUCGGAAAAUGAUCUAGUAAUUCCAAAUGAACCGAAUAGAUCAGAAGAAGAAGGACGACUUUCAACUCAGAUCGCAGAUAAUGAUUCAUCAAAAGAAAGAAAUGACAUUAAUUUGUUGGAUGAAUGUAAAUCUAGUAAAAUAGAAGAAGUAUCUCAAAAAGAUUUAGAUGAGACAUCUACUUCGGAUGAAUCAUCUAGUAGCGUUAAUCUUGCUAUGAAAAUUUUAGAAACGCCAGAGGAUAAAGCUAAAAAAGAAUCUAUUCUGAGAUUAUUGGGUUUGGAAUCGUUGGAAAAAGCUGCUGAAAGAUUAAACAAUCAGAAAGCAAGAAAGGAACAAUAUACUGGUACAUUAAAAACUGUGAUUCGCGUACAAAAGGAGAAGGAAAAAGAUAAAAAACGAUCGAGAUCACCUUUGAAAAUGGUUUUGAAGCAAGGACGUACCGACGGAGAAGGAGAUUCACCUGAUUUUUACACCAUACAAAAGGAGUUUGGAACCAGUGGUUUGGGAGAUAGCAGCUCUGGUGCGAACCGAAAGUUCACUACUAACCACAGACACUCUUGCGGUAAUCCUGGUUAUGAAGAUAACGAAGAAGCUCCGCCGAAGGAUCGUCAAUCCCUCGUUAUUCCUGAAAAAUCAUCUUCUUUUUCUAUUCAUCCAGGACGAUUAUGUGCGGAUGUAUGUUGUUAUUGCUUUGGAAAAUUUGGUUCCUUGGAUACACCUAUGCACUUGGCACAAAUGAAAUCGGAUGAAAGACGAAAGAAGAUAUUAAUUAUAGAAAGACACCUUAAUAAGGAUUCUUGUCUGUGUGACGCGUGUUAUCGUCAUGUAGAUAGAAAGGCGAACACUAGUCCAACAAACAUGCAAACUAAACCACAAAAGCAUCGCCAAUUGAUGGUAUCAAAAUGUGCAGCUCGUGAUUGUAGAGAUCCUGCUCGUCAUAAUGUUAAACGACGUUGGUUACUUAAAAUUAAAGCUGGACUUCAAAGUCAGGUUGAUAUUGAUUGGGAAUCGAGUCAACACACAUCUAUGUCAUUUUGCGUAGUCCAUUACAGUAAAGUCGAAAUAUUUUUGACUUGCGCGCUUUGUAAUCGAAGACUGGCCAGAAAUCAUACGCAUCUGUUAACCGACGCAGAAACUACAGAAUUAAAUCAACGACUUUCGCAACAGGCGAUACCCGUUUCACUUUCUGCGAGAACAUUUGUUUGCAAAUUGUGUCGAUAUUUCACACAGUUGCAAAUUAAAUACAAGGAUCCUGAAAAUAUGAGCAUAAAUCACAGGUCGUUCUAUAAGAGCUAUCGGAAAAGAAUCUUACAUAAUCAUGAUAUCGAGGUACUUGAGAAUGAAGAAGAAGAUUCUAAUAGUCAAUCGAAAGACAAAGAUAAACGUAAAAAAGCUAAAUGUGCUCCAGCUAAGAAUGGAAGUUCCAAGUCGCCGGAUGUAACAACAAAUUCAGCCUCAGAUAAGUCAACACCUGAACCUAUUAAAAAUGAUGUUACAAAUUCUGAACCGGACAAUGACAAUCGUUCUGUCAAAAUGAAUACGAACGAUACCAUUCCUGCCGAUAUUCAGUUCCUUUGCGUUGAGGGUACAACAGACAAGUUAAUAAAGAAAAGAAAGAUAAUCGAAGUAAACAAUUAUACGUCAGACGGAACAAUGCCUUGCGGUGUUUCGAACGAAGUCGUAGAGAUUAUUACCAUGGACAAGGAGGUAACUUUGACAAAAUUACCGAAAAAAGCAAGAACAAGCAACGACAUAACUCCUGUCGUUCAACGACUCGGAGCUAAUCCCUCUAUAAGCGUACGUACUCUUUUCCCGGGGGAAGAAGAAAUGAAUCUUCAUGCUAACAUUGAAUUUGGUAAUGUUCGAGAGAUCACUCCUCAGGGUUGGGAAAAGUGUGCAACGAUGAUUCAAUAUGACAGAGACACGAAACUUUUAUGGCAAGAGUUACAAAGACCUUACGGGAAUCAAAGUUCUUUCCUUAGACAUUUAAUACUUUUGGAAAAGUAUUACAGGGCUGGCGAUUUAAUUUUGGCGCCUAACGCUUCGCGAAAUGCCAUAAACUAUUCGACGUCGGUUCAAAAUAGAUUGAUAUCCUACGAAGGUCCUGAAAAAAUGGACGAACCGAUAAUGGAACCGAUAUCAACCGAAUUUCAUAAUUCUCGUCGUUUAAGCGGUGGCUACGUGCUCGAAAGAGAUAGACACUCCUUACCACCUAUGGGAAGUUCUGCUACGAAGUCACCGGUGAUUCAACUAACAACGACGAAAGGAAGUCCACCGCGUGCAAUAAAAUUAAAUUCAGGUGUAUCAAUUAUUAAAAAACCGCCUCCUAAUUUGCAAAGACUUAGCUUACCGUCUACAAGUUCGGCCAAUGGAAAUAAUAAACGUAAAGAUACCUCGAAAUUACCGAUGUCCUCGGGCGGCAAAGUAUUCCAGAUGAAUGAUUCGGAAUUGAAGCGAUUACAAUAUCUUAAGAAACCAAAACAAAUGUUUAGUGAGAAACAGUGCGCAAGUCCUCCUACUGGUCUACCACCAUCGGGUAAUCCAAAUUCUCCUCCGAAUUUCAAAACUACGACGCAAUAUCAAAAAGCAGUACAAUAUGUCGCUCAAACCCAAUUCCAACAACAUUUGAGAAGACAACAAGAAAUGUUGAAUCGUCAGACCAGAGGUGAUUUCGAACCUCUUAUAUGUGACAUACGUCCGUCAAACGAGAACAAUCCUACUCAAAACCUAUUACAUAAUCUUAAUCUGCCAAAGUCUAUACAAGUGACGACUAAGCCAUCUAAUCCAAUUCCCAUUUUGCCAAAAAUUCCAAAGUCAUUGACAGUAAUACCACAAACGGUAACGAGACCUACUGAAAAAUGA